GUGGGAGCCGCCGAGAGCGGUGGGCUCGCCACCUACGGGAUCCGCGGUGAGCGGCGGGGGCGCGCCGAGUCCGCGUGCCGGCAGAAUGUCCCUGGCUGCUUAUUGUGUCGUCUGUUGCAGAAGAAUAGGAACUUCAACUCCUCCACCAAAAAGCAACACGUACUGGAGAGAUAUCAGAAAUAUAAUAAAGUUUACUGGAUCACUGAUUUUAGGAGGUUCUUUAUUUCUGACAUAUGAAGUUCUGGCCCUGAAGAAGUCUUUGACAUUAGAUACUCAAGUGGUAGAAAGAGAAAAAAUGAAGUCAUACAUAUAUGUGCACACAGUUUCUUUAGAUAAAAGAGAAAAUCAUGGAGUUACCUACCAGGCCAGAAAAGAGCUUCAUAAAGCAGUAAGAAGAGUAUUGGCAACGUCAGCCAAGAUAUUAAGGGGUCCAUUUGCUGACCCUUUUAGUACAGUUGAUGCAGAAGAUCACGAAUGUGCUGUGUGGCUGCUCCUGAGGAAGAGUAGGCUGGAUGACAGGACAGCGCGAUUGCAGGCUGUGCAGGAAAUGUCAGAGACCCACCACUGGCAUGAUUACCAGUAUAGGAUAAUUGCUCAAGCCUGUGAUCUGAGAACUCUUAUUGGUUUGGCACGAAGCAAAGAGAGUGAUCUUCGCUUUUUUCUCCCACCACCUCCUUUGCCAUCUUUAAAAGAAGAUUCUUCCAUUGAAGAAGAGCUCAGACAGUUGCUGGCUUCUUUACCUCAGACAGAGCUAGAUGAGUGUAUCCAGUAUUUUACAUCUUUGGCUCUGAGCGAAAGUAGUCAAAGUCUAGCUGCUCAGAAGGGUGGCUUGUGGUGUUUUGGAGGAAAUGGACUUCCCUAUGCCGAAAGCUUUGGAGAAGUUCCUUCAGCCACAGUGGAAAUGUUCUGUUUAGAAGCUUUAGUAAAACAUUCUGAGAUAUCCACACAUUGUGAUAAAAUUGAAGCAAAUGGAGGCUUGCAACUACUUCAGAGGCUGUACCAACUUCACAAGGACUGCCCUAAAGUGCAGAGAAAUAUAAUGCGUAUCAUUGGAAAUAUGGCUUUGAAUGAACAUCUUCAUUCUACUAUAGUUCGCUCAGGCUGGGUUUCCCUAUUGGCAGAAGCAAUGAAGUCUCACCACAUCAUGGAGGCCUCGCACGCCGCCAGAACGCUGGCUAAUCUAGACCGAGAGACUGUGCAAGAAAAGUACCAGGACGGCGUGUAUGUGCUCCAUCCCCAGUACCGCACAAGUCAGCCCAUUAAAGCAGAUGUCCUUUUUAUUCACGGCCUUAUGGGAGCAGCAUUCAAAACGUGGCGCCAGCAGGACAAUGAGCAGCAGGAUUUAACUGACAGGGUUUCAGAGGAUGAAGCCAGGUACACAACAUGUUGGCCCAAGACAUGGUUAGCAGGAGACUGUCCCGCUCUCCGAAUUAUAUCUGUGGAGUAUGACACCAGCCUUAGCGACUGGAGAGCAAGGUGCCCUAUGGAAAGAAAGUCCAUUGCAUACAGGAGCAACGAACUUCUUAGGAAGCUCCGAGCUGCUGGUGUUGGGGAUAGGCCAUUGAUUUGGGUAUCACACAGCAUGGGAGGUCUUCUUGUCAAAAAGAUGCUGUUGGAAGCCUCUAAGAAGCCAGAAAUGAGUGCUGUUACAAACAACACCAGAGGAAUAAUUUUUUAUAGCGUCCCUCAUCAUGGGUCCCAUCUGGCUGAAUACUCUGUUAAUAUUCGCUAUCUUCUCUUUCCCUCUUUGGAAGUCAAAGAACUCAGCAAGGAUUCUCCUGCACUUAAAACACUACAGGAUGACUUUCUGGAAUUUGCUAAAGACAAACACUUCCAGGUGCUGAAUUUUGUGGAAACAUUACCAACCUACAUUGGUAGCAUGAUUAAACUCCAUGUGGUGCCCGUGGAAUCGGCAGAUUUAGGCAUUGGAGAUCUAAUUCCUGUGGAUGUUAACCACUUGAACAUUUGUAAGCCAAAGAAAAAGGAUGCUUUUUUGUACCAACGUACCUUACAAUUCAUCCGUGAAACUUUAGCCAAAGACCUUGAAAACUGACCGUUGUCUUCUUCCGUUUUUCAUAUGUGAACACAGUGCAAGAAACUUGGUGUUCUCUUUCUCUCUUUAAGCUCUAAGCAAUCAUGCAAACAUAGUCCCUGUGGC
Messenger RNA from Diceros bicornis minor, 2158 nucleotides. RefSeq names its product serine active site containing 1 (gene SERAC1). Lineage: Eukaryota; Metazoa; Chordata; Mammalia; Perissodactyla; Rhinocerotidae. The coding region runs from base 86 to 2053 and encodes 655 amino acids. The record is from RefSeq and is a predicted model, not a curated record. The transcript is spliced from 17 exons.